AUGGACAACACCUCGACAACACAACUUGCCAGAGCCCUAAGCGCCGCUGAGUCAGUGGAGAAACGCUUGAGGAUAACGGAACAAACUGAAUCCCAAGUGGCAGCAGAACUGGUUAGAGCCCUAUGUGAAAGCGCUAGCAUUACUAGCAUUACCUUACCCGAAUCUCAUCGUGCCUACAUCCGGGAGCGAUUUGGCAGCAGCGUCGCAACCUUACUGACAACUCUACAAAAACCCGCAUCUCAAUUGUCUACUUCAGGUUCAAGCCAAGAAAGCCAUCGCCUUCAUCUAUCGCAUGCUGUAAAAGCCUUGACCGCGGAAACCCAACAUCUGAUCCAGAUUCUGCGCAAGUACGAACACCAUGAGGACAUUUCGAAGACCAUCGAGUUCCUCAGCCAAGAAAAUGUCGCUCUCAGCCAUACUGUGAUCAACCGCAUGACUUCAAUAGUUCAGAAUUUCGAAGCACAGUCAACGAACGCGGAAGCAACGGCCACAAACAUUGCCACAGGUUUCCGUACGUUCCUGAGCGAGACUAUUCGCGAGCUCACAAGUAAGGAAGUUACCCGUGAAGUUUCUCUAAGCCAACCAGAGUCAAGUCUGAUGACCACGCUUCUGGUAACUCUAUACUCUCUGGAAUCAGUCAUAGUGAGAUCCACAAGCACAUCAGAGCAAUCCAGCCAAGUUAACGUAUCUUUGGGACAGCUCCAGCGACCAGAAGAACUACGGGAGACGAGCAUAAGUUUAGCUGAACGUAGGAGAUUGCAGCUGAUUCACAGCAUAGAAGCUACUCAUGAAGAGCAAACCGAACUGAUCAAGGCAUUGAAGAGAUAUGAAGAACAUCGCGAAAUUACCGAAGUUCUGGACUUGCUGGAAAGGAAUAAAGUCAUCCUCAGCCGUAGGGUAACCUCCCAAAUGAUCUCAGUUCUGCAAGAAAACCAGAAAGUGCAAUCCAGAGAAGUUCAUCGGCAAGUAGUGGAGAAGCUACGCACUGUUCUAACUCAAGAUGUCCAGCAACUGACCGAACAUUCGACCUUCGCCCUUUGGCGCACGGCUCAACCAACGACAUCUUUGGCUACCCUUGUCAUGACUAUAGCAUCAAUAGAAAGGAUCGUGGCUAAUGUAACAGCGCCAGAAAACGUGCAAGCUAGAAUGGAUGCAUCGCUACUGAGGGAGGCAAGUGAAAGCGUGUCCUCCGUAUUGCCUGAAGCAAUGAGGUCAGAUCUGGAGGCGCUGCUGGGAGUAAGUGGAAUUAGCCAAACCGCCAACUUAGCCCAAAGAGAACCUCAGGAAAGCGCUGGAAUCAGUAUACCAGAAAGACAACGUGUCCUGUCUUCCUUGUCGAGCAGCGAAUACGGCUCUCAAAUAACUCAGACUGACUUCUUCUCGGGUUAUCUUGUUUCACCACAACCAAGCGCAGAAGAAGCCACCGUCAUGCGCAAGAUGGCGCAGGCGCUAUUCUUACGCUGCGCAAUCAAGGCCACCCAAGAUGAAAUGGAACAGAUGUCCGUAUCAUUAAACCGCGCUUUGGAGGAGGAUGUUGCUAACAAAGUGAUUUAUCUGGCAACGGCACAAGGAACCAAUCUAUCAACUUCUGCUGUAGAGGAGAUCCAGAAGGCAGUGGAAGUAAAACUACAACAUUCCGAAUCGUCAGAAGAAGCAAAGAGAGAAGCCCCUGAGAGGAUCAAGUCUGCUUUAGCUAGAAGCAUACGCACCCUUACCGAUGAAAAUGUGUACGGCCUUUGGGAAACAAGAACAACGAGGGAGAUAGUAGAACUAGUAAAUACUUUGAAACUUCUGGAAAGCGUAGCCCUGGACGCUUUCGAGCCGACAGAAGCUGCUACCGAGUUGGUUAAGAAGCUCAGAAGAGAAGAGCCUCAGCAACUUCUUACCAAGAUCUUGACUGAAAUUGAAAGAAUCUCGGUGAAGAGAAUCUUCUUCGAAUCAAGAACAAGUUUGGAGCAUGGCCUUGAACAUAGAUCAAUCUUCGCUGAAGCAUAUGGCCAAUUGCCAGAUUAUCAGCGCUCAAGAGCGUGGGAAAAUGUCAGGGAACAAGGAGAAGCCCAGGCUGAGAUGUCUCUUACUAGUGGAAUUCUUGAGGUGGGUCUUUCUCGACAUGAAGAUGCCAGCAAAACCAUACAGACCGAUAGAAAGUUAGCUGUAGAGGCAACAGCAUCAGCUACGAGAGAGGAAGACACAGAGAUCAGGAUGGAUUUGAUACAGCCUCGUGACGACGCCAUGGAUGUAGCAACCAAUAGGAGAAUCCCGGUUACCGUAACCACGUCUCUCAUUGGCCAAGCUAGUACCACGAGUGAUACUGCCACUGAGCUGACGCUCAAAGUGCCUGAGCAAAGUGUGACUUCAGACUUCGUAGCAAAAGACCGAGUCGUAUUGGAGGAUAGUGUGAAGAUUGGAGAAAUUUCCGAGGAAAAUACCCUUAGUACGUGGAAAACAGCGGAAAAUAGAGCGUACAGUGAAGUUACUCUAAGUGGUAAAGCGAAAGAACGCGAUCAAAUGCAAAGUACGAUCCAAGCAAGCAAAGAAACUGUAACACAAAUGGAGCAAAAUCUGGCACGAGUCCAAGAGCUAAGCGCCGAAAUGCAAGUAAGGGCCGUAGAACAGCAAAGCGACAGCAAGCAAUUUAGCGCUGACAGCCGAAGCGAGCAGUUCCUGAUUGAAAGUAAACAAAUAAACCAAGCCAACGAAUCUGCAACCAUUCCAGACAUAUCUCGAACGACAGCUACAUCUACAGCACGCGAAUUCGGGUUUGAAUCUAUAGGCACCCUGGGCUCAUACGGGUACCUACAGCCAAAGCAGGAACAGCAAGCAGGCAUUGAAUCUUCAUUACCGGAAGGACGACGUUUGAUGGGAGAGAAGACUCUGCUUGCUCCAAGACAAGAAGUACUGGAAAUAAACGAGAUUCUUCGAAGAGAUGUGAGAGGCACGGCUGAUGCAUUGACAUACACUAAGACAAUGGAUAAGUCGGCACUGACGACGACAGCGGCACAAGAUGAAAGGACCAUCAAAACUGUGGACUACUAUCAAAGAGAACAGAUAUACAACGCUGGGACCGAGCUGGAGCAGAAGGUGAAGGUUGUGGCUGAGAAAGUGAUGUACGAAGCUGGCGACGAAGCAGCAUUUGGAAUUUGGAAGACGGCAGAGCAGCAAGAGACUCAAACCACAAUUUCUCGAGGUCUUGGUUCUCAGGAGCAUUCGUCAAAAACAGUGCAUGCGCCAGUGGAGGAAACAGUACUGGCUUCUGGCGAUUUCAAAGAGAUCAGUACGGCCGAGACCUCAUCGACACUUAAACUCGAAAAAGCGGAUUCCACCAGUAGAGCAUUUUCGAUUGAACGAGAACAACAGGAUAUCAAACUAGAGGUUCAAGACUCUAUCGCCAGCCAAUUCGUAACUCGUCCCGAAAUUUCGACUGCUUCAGAGAAAACCUCGCUGCACGAAUUCGGCGCAGAACAACUUAUUGUUGGCGGAAUCUUAGGCCACUUAAUCCCGAAGAAACCUGAGACAGCUGAAACCAUGACCCAAAUCACACAAAAACCUCAUCUCUCUGCUGCAACAACGAUGUCUGCAAGUACUGAAACCAACAUCCAAACAAGUGAGACCAUGCUGAAGGAAGAAGCCAUGAAAUCAACGAUGUUCGAAAGCUUAGUGUCGAACAAAGAAGAAACCCUACUGGCUACCUCUGCCACAACAGAAGAACAAGCCGACGUAGAUUUCCAACGCAAGAGAGGAUCACUCUCGUAUGGAGUGGGCAAAUCUGUGCUGUCCGCAACUACAGAAGCAGCAGAAAUCAAAAGCAAAGAGACUAGCGACAAUGCCGUCUUUGGAAUCUGGGACUCCAACAUCAGAAGCGAGACCUCUCAGGCAACGUUAAGAGAGAAAAGUCUAGAGACUUCUGAGGCAGUUCUAUCUACCAAGGCGACUGAAGAGUCUGGAAUGGUUUCAGAAGUGGAUCUAUCAAAGCAACCAGCUGUUUCUAUCAGUUCGACUCUGCCGCAGGAAAUGAAGGAACAGGAGAAGAGAGGCUUCACUAUCGAACAGCUUGAUGUCACUACUAGCUAUCAACGCUGUGCAAUGGGCGAAAUAGCUGUUACUACUGAGAAAGACACAUUGCUGGUGUCGUCAAGUGGAUCAGCCAAAGAAUUCGUCAAGGAACAAGCUGAAGUCGUUGCUGUUCUGGGAUCAAUACAACCUAAGCCUGAGCAGUUUGACAGCGUCUCUGUGAAGCUUAGUGAUAGUAAGAAGGUUGAACUCGAACAGAGAAUGAAAGCUGCAGAAGAGGAAACUAGGGAAAAACAACUUUCCCUCGAGAAGCACGAAGCGAGCUUGGAGUCUACAAAAGAGCUAAAGGAAACUAUUGUAGAAAAAGAAAUUCGUUCUACCAAGGCCAGCGAGGAUGCCACAGCAAACCAAAUAGUCGAGCUCACCGAAGCAGAUCUGCUAGAAUUUUCGGAUGUUCGACUGAAAGCCAGAAACGUGACCGAAGCUUCUACAAAAGUCCAAGAAAGCAGAGAAGAAGCAGUGCAAGGGCUGUGGAGUACACCGUCUGGAGCUGAGGCCAGCUUCACACUUAAAGAGAAGGAGAAAUCAGUCGAAAGCGGACUGCUCUCUGCGAAAGCCGCUGCUCAGGAAGAGGUUGCUAUAACUGAGGAGAAGAUCAAGGAAAUUGUAGCUAGAGCUGAGAGUACUGUGGCUGAAAAGCAGAAGACAGAUACCUCAAGGAGCUAUGCUAUAGAAGUAGGAACAACCACUGAAGAAGUGACAAAACCUUAUUCCGAAGCUGCUGUAAGAGAAGAACUGGCCCAAAAAAUUUCUGCCAAUGUCAGCGGUGGAUUCAGAGAAUUCUCUCAAGAAGAGACUGCUCUAGGCCUUGUCGCUCAC
This is a messenger RNA of Cylicostephanus goldi, 4890 nucleotides long. Lineage: Eukaryota; Metazoa; Nematoda; Chromadorea; Rhabditida; Strongylidae. The record is from the annotation of a GenBank genome assembly.